This is a messenger RNA of Bolinopsis microptera, 3439 nucleotides long. Its product is annotated as dual specificity tyrosine-phosphorylation-regulated kinase 4-like. NCBI's taxonomy places the organism in Eukaryota, Metazoa, Ctenophora, Tentaculata, Lobata, Bolinopsidae. Bases 122 to 1903 code for a protein of 593 amino acids. Gene Ontology annotation, biological process: peptidyl-serine phosphorylation; peptidyl-threonine phosphorylation. The record is from RefSeq and is a predicted model, not a curated record. The transcript has 13 exons. Gene Ontology annotation, molecular function: protein serine/threonine kinase activity; ATP binding; protein serine/threonine/tyrosine kinase activity. Gene Ontology annotation, cellular component: cytoplasm; cytoskeleton; nucleus.
ACUGUUUCCCGAUGUGUACACCCAGUUGAGUAGUCUUUUAGCUGUAGUCACACGUUCUCUUGUAGUCAGUAGUCACCCUUACACAAACUCGCUGUAGUCACAUUGUCAUCGCCCGGUCAUCAUGAGACGGUCCUCUGUAUUCGUUAACAAGUGCGCCGUUGAUCCGGACCGCAACUCCGUUGACUCCCUCAACAUCCCGGAGCGGGAUCGGAAAUCUCAAUCGCUCGAUCGGAAAUCUUCAGGCUCCGGACUGGACUUCAAACGGACAUUUUCCCUAACCCUGAAGAAGCCUAACCGGGAUCACGACCACACCAAGAGACCGUUACCUCCACUACCACCCAGUUUAAGUGGAGCGUCCCCCUCUGGAUCGGUGUGCAGUUUGAACGUUGGUUCGACCCCUAGUCACCAGUGUUGUUCUAAUAACGGAACCUUGGGGUCUGGGGUCCAACAUCGCAGAACUAAAUCUGACAGGAUAUGCAUGGCCACGGUAGCAACAGCCAACGACCGGUCCACCACUCUGCCAACCACCAAGAUGGAACCUACAGACAAGAAGAUAAUAUCUUCCAACUCAGUCGACAGGUCAGCUAGAUCCGGUUCCAUAAACAACAAAGAGAACAAAGUAAAGUACAAUGUGGACGGCUACCUGCUCCCAAUGUCCCCUAAAGUUGCCAUCAAGGCAUACGGUCACGUGUUAACGGACUUUGAGGAGAGUGAAAUUGUCAGCUAUCCCCAGGUCUGGUACGUCGGUCAGACCGCCAAGAAGGUCAUCGGAAAACCAGGAGCACCCAACAACAACGGAUACGAUGAAGAUAAUGGAAAUUAUAUCAAAACUCUGAACGAUCAUUUAGUGUACAGAUAUCAGAUUUUAGACGUUAUUGGUAAAGGGUCUUUUGGUCAGGUAGUUAAAGCAUACGAUCACAAGAAUGGUACAAUGGUAGCGAUAAAGAUAAUCAGAAACAAGAAGAGGUUUCAUCAUCAGGCCCUGGUCGAAGUUAAGCUCUUAGACUUACUCAGGCGCAAGGAUAAGGAAAACAAGUACAACCUUGUUCACAUGGGGGAAUAUUUCUACUUUAGAAAUCAUCUCUGUAUUACAUUCGAGUUACUCUGGAUUAACUUGUACGAGCUUCUUAAAAGGAAUAACUUCCAGGGUUUCAGUAAUAAUCUGAUCAGAAAGUUCGCCUACUCAAUGUUACUGUGUCUGCGUAUGCUUCACCGGGAGAAAAUCAUACAUUGCGACUUCAAACCGGAGAACAUAUUGUUAAGAGAACGGGGAAGGAGUGCAAUCAAAGUGGUUGACUUUGGGUCAAGUUGUUACGAACAUCAGCGUCUCUACACAUAUAUUCAGAGCAGGUUCUACCGAUCACCAGAAGUGAUUCUAGGACUACCCUACACCACAGCAAUUGACAUGUGGUCCUUCGGGUGCAUAUUAGCAGAACUUCAGACUGGAUAUCCUCUGUUUCCGGGCGAGAAUGAAACAGAUCAGCUGAGCUGCAUCAUGGAGGUUCUGGGCAUGCCGCCCAAUAAUAUGAUAGACGAGGCUAAACGGAAGCGAAUCUUCUUCGAUAGUAAAGGUAACUACUGCCCAAAGCUGCAAACAUCUAAGAGGAAACGGAGGAUAGGCAGCAAGGACCUGCAUGCCAAACUCCAUACGGACGACCCUCAGUUUAUAGACUUUUUAAAGAAAUGUCUGGAAUGGGAUCCCGCAGUGAGGUGGACCCCUGAUGAGGCUCUCAGACACCCGUGGUUAAAACCUAUAGUCCCUCGCACGUUACAGACUAUUUCUCCAAACACUUCAGAAUCCUUACCCGCUGUCACACCUUCACAGAUUGUCAAGAAAAAAGAAGACAAGCAGACUGAUGACAACAAGAGAACUUCAGAAAGCUUCCUCCCAAAACUCUCGUGAUCCCGGAUGAAGCUGAACAGCUGCCACCGACUGUAGGCUAAUAAUAUCACGUGACCUGGUAUCACUCGCCCACGUGCACUGGUAUCACGCGCGCUCACGUGAUUUCAUCACCCGCUAAGUGCUCACGUGACGUCAUCACGAGUUGGUUUCCCUCGCUUACCAUGGUUUGUAAAGUCGAGAUGGAGACUUGGCAGGGAAUUUAAGACUUGAGACACGAGUGAAGUGGUUUUAGCAUAUUACUAUUAUGUUUACAGUAUUGACUAUUGUACAGUAAUGUAAACAGUCUUUAAUUAUAUUGUACACUAUUUUUGUAUAACUUCUGCACUAUUACUUAGAAAUACUGAUGGCGAUAGGAAGUCGUUAGGACGGAAUAUGAUCCGGCAUUAAUAAUUGAUUAGUAACUAAUUAGUAAUUACUAGUAAUAGUCAAUAAGUUAAUUAGUAAUCCGGAAGAUUUUUGGACAGUAUCCGGAAGUUUUUACUCUUUUAGCGAGAUGAAUUUAAAUAAGUUGUAUCUGUUUAUAAGGGGCUUUAUCGAAUAUAUAUUAUUCUGAACCAGAGAAAGAUUUAUUGUCUUACUUUAUAUGUGUUUAAAGUGUUAUUUGAUGAGUUAUACUUGUGGCAUGUCGAGUGUGUGAGUUGUUUUUAUCGGUGAUUUAAGUAGUCUCGGGUAAUUAAUUAAUUAAUGAACUGAUUAGUUAAGUAGUCUCGGGUAGAAUUUGAUUUUUCUUUAUUUGACAGUGUAAUCGGAUUUUUACUGAACAUGCGUGAAUACUGAAUACAGGCUAGCAAGUUGCAAUGCAAGUUAUGACCUUUGACACUAGAUUAAAUUGGGAUAUUUGAUAAAGAUAUGAUUGUAUUGAUUGAUCGGUUCGGGUUUUCAUAUUGAUCAGUUUAUAUGGUUCAAAUGGAGCUCAAUUUAAAACAAUCAUCUGCAUCUAUUUUAUGAUAAUUUUGCGCAUGCAAGUUGUCGAGUCACAAACAAUAUUUUCAAGGCCCCUACCAUAUAAAUUUUAGAUUUAAUAUUGUAAAAUAUUGAUAACUCUUAAUUCGGUAAUUUCUAUAUUUAUUAUUUGUAAAGGUGCAAGUCCGUUGCCCUACACACAUGCACCCUUAACAAAUAACAUUUGUUAUUCUCACGGCGCAAAAAGUGAUUUUGCGAGGUUACUCAAGGUUGCUUAUAACAAUGAUUCAUGAAAUGCGACAUGGUAGUUGAUAUAUAUUUGGUUGCAUUUGAAAUAAUUAAGUGAAAUAUGAGGGAACUCGGGGUUUUUCGUCUUUUAAAGUUAUAACGAUGGUACGUUACGAUUUGCAGUUAUGUUUUUCGCCAUAUUUAUUUCUAAUUUGAAUCUAUUUAAAACGAAUUCACAAUCCGUAAAUUACGUUAUUAUCAAUUAUGCUACAAAAAUGUUACUUCUUGUUUUGAAAACUUGUUUAAAAAUGCGAUCCGUUUCCGAAGACUGGAGACUUCGUGUAUAAAUUCAAUAUUUAACAUUGUAAGUAGUGUACUAUAAAGCAAUAUUUUAUUAUUUUGAAA